CAGACCAUCAUCCAGUUGCUCCAUGCCUUCCACCCAAUUUGGCAGGAGGGAGAGGUGAGCAGGAACUGUCAUCAGCAAAUGUAUGAUGGUGGGGGAGAUAGCACCAACAAUACACAGCAAAGCAGUUCCUACGGUGUCUGCAGUGAUGCACAGCACACUGGGAUACCACCCCUGAAAUGGAAGUGCCAACACUGUGUAACAACAGCACAAGUGUGGUUGUGGGUAUGUGCACGUACACAGCGUGAUACCUGUGUACAGUACAGUAUAUGUGGACACAUUAUUUUAUUAAUAUUAUUGCAUCACUUAUACCAUCAAAGAAUAAACAUUUCUAUUGGCAAAUUAUUGCCCCCAAUGAUAGGAAUAGGUUGUUGAAUACUUUAUUAGAUCUUGAUUAAAAAAAAAGAGAUUCUUUGAGGACUUGAAUGGGAGCCUAUCUACGCAAAUCUCAUCAGGGCUUUGAAGUUAAUGGGGUGCUGCACAGGAGUCUGCUGUGCAGUCAGCUGCAGAAUCAGGGCCUAAUUUAGGGCUAACUCCUGCAACCAUUAAUCACAUAAACAGGCCUUACUCAAGUGAGUAACAGUCUACUUGUGUGUCUCUAUGCUAAUUGCAUGAGAAAGGGUUAAAGGAACAUGCCCUUAAAGAGGCACAUAGAGGUUGUGCUUCAGAGUAGCAGCUGUGUUAGUCUGUAUUCGCAAAAAGAAAAGGAGGACUUCUGGCACCCUAGAGACUAACCAAUUUAUUUGAGCGUAAGCUUUCGUGAGCUACAGCUCACUUCAUCGGCUGCAUAGAGGUUGUGCUAUAACACAACACAUAUAACAGCUCUGCCAGCAGCAAACCCUCCUAGUGGUGAGGCAGCUGACAGAGGCCAAAAGAGGCGCUUCGGCGGGCGUGCCCUUACACCGGGUGCCUGGGGGAAAUAAGCGCUACCAACGCACUUGUAGGUCACUACAACCGAGUCGACAUCACUACAACCGAGUCGACACCAAGGGCACUUCCUGCUGGAGACGAAUUACCCCCCCGAACACAUGAACCUUCCGCCCCGGCAGCCGCUCCCGCCGGAACCCGGGCCUGGCAGGGUCGGGCACCCAGCGGCGGCGGAGACUGACACGGUUUCCCACACGGCGGCCCGCCCACGGCGCUAAGCCAGGCUGCUGACCACGAUGCCGUUUCCCAGCGCGGCCAAGCCCCGUCGAGGAGCCAGGGGGCGACACCCCCAUUACCGUGGCCUCCCCCCCGCGCGGGCGCUGCUGGUCACGGGGCGGCUCGGACCCGCGUGGGCUGCUCGCGGGGCAAUGGCGGGUACCCCGGGCCGGCGCGAGGGGGGCGUGGUUCAGCGUCACCGGGUUGUGCGCGAGUCGGCUCGGUGCCGGCCGGCCGGCGGCUGGAGCGGCGGGGGCGGGGCCUCAGGGGAGGCGGGCUGACGUUGGGCCGUUCCCGCCCGAGCCGUUCCGGGGUCAGAGGGCGUGUUUGUGACGGCGGUUGGGUGCGCGAGGCGACGGGAGCGGAGCGAGGCGGAGGCUGCCGGCCGCCCGGGAGCUCGCAGCAGCAGCACUGGGCUGAAGCGGCCCGGCGGGGGCCAGCGCCGGCAGCACCAUGUCACGCGGCUCGAUCGAGAUCCCCCUCCGGGACACUGACGAGGUCAUUGAGCUUGACUUCGAUCAGUUACCGGAGGGGGAUGAAGUUAUAAGUAUCCUGAAACAGGAACAUACUCAGCUGCACAUAUGGAUUGCUUUAGCGUUGGAAUAUUACAAACAAGGAAAAACAGAAGAUUUUGUGAAACUGUUGGAAGCUGCACGAAUAGAUGGUAACUUGGAUUAUAGAGACCAUGAAAAAGAUCAGAUGACAUGCUUGGAUACUCUGGCAGCAUACUAUGUACAGCAGGCACGGAAGGAAAAGAAUAAAGACAACAAGAAGGAGCUCAUUACACAAGCUACCCUGCUGUAUACUAUGGCUGACAAAAUUAUCAUGUAUGAUCAGAAUCACUUGUUGGGAAGAGCCUGCUUCUGUCUGCUGGAGGGUGAUAAAAUGGACCAGGCUGAUGCACAGUUUCAUUUUGUGCUCAACCAGUCUCCAAAUAAUAUUCCAGCCCUCCUUGGUAAAGCAUGCAUUUCAUUCAACAAGAAAGAUUAUAGAGGAGCCCUUGCCUACUACAAGAAAGCACUACGAACCAACCCAGGUUGUCCAGCUGAGGUUCGAUUAGGCAUGGGCCAUUGCUUCGUGAAACUGAACAAAUUGGAAAAAGCUCGUCUGGCAUUCAGCAGGGCUCUGGAGCUCAAUUCGAAAUGUGUAGGGGCUUUGGUUGGAUUGGCUGUUCUAGAACUCAAUAACAAAGAGGCUGAUUCUAUCAAAAAUGGUGUUCAACUCCUUUCUAGAGCUUACACAAUUGAUCCCAGUAACCCAAUGGUGCUGAACCACUUGGCUAAUCACUUUUUCUUCAAAAAGGAUUAUGGUAAAGUCCAGCACUUGGCUCUCCAUGCUUUCCAUAAUACAGAAGUUGAAGCUAUGCAGGCAGAGAGUUGCUACCAGCUGGCCCGGUCUUUUCACGUACAGGAAGAUUAUGACCAAGCUUUCCAAUACUACUACCAAGCCACACAGUUUGCCUCAUCCUCUUUUGUAUUACCAUUUUUUGGAUUGGGGCAAAUGUACAUUUAUCGGGGGGACAAAGAGAAUGCAUCACAAUGCUUUGAAAAAGUUUUGAAAGCCUACCCUAACAAUUAUGAGACUAUGAAAAUCCUUGGAUCUCUUUAUGCUGCUUCAGAAGACCAAGACAAACGAGAUAUUGCAAAAGGUCACUUGAAGAAAGUCACAGAACAGUAUCCAGAUGACGUAGAAGCGUGGAUUGAACUAGCGCAAAUCCUUGAGCAGACUGACAUACAGGGUGCCCUCUCAGCCUAUGGAACAGCAACACGCAUCCUUCAGGAGAAAGUGCAGGCUGAUGUCCCACCAGAGAUUUUGAAUAAUGUGGGUGCUCUCCAUUUUAGGCUUGGAAAUCUAGGUGAAGCAAAGAAAUACUUUUUGGCAUCUCUGGAUCGUGCUAAGGCAGAAGCUGAACAUGAUGAGCAUUACUACAAUGCUAUCUCAGUAACAACAUCUUAUAAUCUUGCCAGACUAUAUGAGGCAAUGUGUGAAUUCCAUGAAGCAGAAAAGCUAUAUAAAAACAUUUUAAGGGAACAUCCUAACUAUGUUGACUGCUAUUUGCGCUUAGGAGCUAUGGCUAGAGAUAAAGGCAAUUUUUAUGAGGCUUCUGAUUGGUUUAAAGAAGCACUUCAGAUAAAUCAGGACCAUCCAGAUGCUUGGUCUUUAAUUGGUAAUCUUCACUUGGCUAAACAAGAAUGGGGUCCAGGACAGAAGAAAUUUGAAAGGAUAUUGAAACAACCAUCCACGCAAAAUGACACUUACUCCAUGCUGGCUCUUGGUAAUGUCUGGUUACAAACUUUGCAUCAGCCCACCAGGGAUAGAGAGAAGGAAAAGCGUCAUCAAGAUCGUGCACUAGCAAUCUACAAGCAAGUACUUAGAAAUGAUCCAAAGAAUUUGUAUGCUGCUAAUGGCAUAGGAGCUGUAUUGGCACACAAAGGAUAUUUCCGUGAGGCUCGUGAUGUUUUUGCCCAAGUGAGAGAGGCAACAGCAGAUAUCAGUGAUGUGUGGCUGAAUUUGGCGCACAUCUACGUAGAACAGAAGCAGUACAUCAGUGCUGUGCAGAUGUAUGAAAACUGCCUCAGAAAGUUCUAUAAGCAUCAGAAUACUGAAGUAUUGUUGUACUUGGCCCGAGCACUCUUCAAAUGUGGCAAAUUACAGGAAUGCAAACAGACUUUGCUGAAGGCUAGACAUGUAGCACCCAGUGAUACAGUCCUUAUGUUUAAUGUGGCUCUAGUGCUACAGAGGCUAGCCACCUCUGUCCUGAAAGAUGAAAAAAGUAACCUGAAGGAAGUACUAAAUGCUGUGAAAGAACUGGAGUUAGCCCACAGAUACUUCAGUUAUUUAAGUAAAGUAGGAGAUAAAAUGAGAUUUGAUUUGGCUCUUGCUGCUACUGAAGCCAGGCAAUGCUCUGAUUUACUGAGUCAAGCUCAAUAUCAUGUGGCUCGUGCACGCAAGCAGGAUGAAGAAGAGAGAGAACUGCGUGCCAAGCAAGAGCAAGAAAAGGAGUUGCUCCGCCAAAAACUGCUUAAAGAACAGGAAGAAAAACGCCUCAGAGAGAAAGAAGAACAAAAGAAACUUCUGGAACAACGAGCCCAAUACGUGGAGAAGACCAAGAAUAUUUUGAUGUUCACUGGAGAAGUAGAAGGAUCGAAGGAGAAGAAACGUGGUGGUGGAAGGCGUUCCAGAAAAGGAGGAGAAUUUGAUGAGUUUGUCAAUGAUGAGAGUGACGAAGAUCUGCCUGUGUCCAGAAAGAAAAAGAGGAGGAAAGGCAGUGGUAGCGAACAAGAUGGUGAAGAAGAAGAUGGCGAGAGGAAGAAGAAAAAGAGGAGGAGACCCCAGAAAGGAGAUGAUGGAACCGAUGAUGAAGAAAAUGAAAAUGGCCCAAGACCUAAAAAACGACGUCCACCCAAAGCAGAGAGGAAAAAAGCUGCCAAGCCAGAACGUCUGCCUCCUUCAAUGAAGGGAAAGAUCAAAUCAAAAGCCAUAAUUUCAUCUAGUGAAGAUUCUUCUGAUGAGGAUAAACUCAAAAUUGCUGAUGAUGGAAAUGCCAGGAACAGCAACAGUGAUUCUGAUGACGCUGAACAGCCGCGCAAUAAACGCAUCAUGUCUGACAGCGAUUCAGAUAACGGAAACAAGUCUGGUAGUGAGGUAGGUAGUCCACGGAGGUCCAGUGCUCAUCCAUCUGAUGAGGAUUCGGACAGUGACAGGUCAGCCAGAAAGAAGAGACUGUCAGAUUCAGAACAGUCUGACAAUGAGUCUGUGCAAUCUGGGAGAAGCCACUCUGUACAAUCAGGAAGUCGUCACUCGGGUGGCUCAGAGAAUGAAUCUCGUCCAGCUUCUCGCAGUGGUGAUUCAGACAGAGAUUCUGAUAGAGGAUCUGACAACGAAGGCUCUGGCAGAGAGUCUGGCAAUGAAUCUGAACCAGAGGCAUCCAACAUUGAGGGGUCUGAACAUGGAUCAGAAGGUGGAUCAGAUGAUAGCGAUUAGAUUUAAAUUACAGCCAUUUUUUAAAAAUUGUUUUUUAAAUAUACUUCAGUUAUGAGGAGGAAAAUCCAAUUUUUAUAUUUGAAAACUGAUUUAAAAAAACGUAAUGUUUUAGUAAAACUGUUGUGAAACUUGUUUCAUAUGAUUUUGUUCUAUCAAGCUGUACAUUACUAGGCAUUAAUGAAUAUUUCUCUGUGUUGGUGUAUAUGGUGUGUUCUUACACUGAAACUAACAUAGCUGAUGAUCACAGAUGCUGUACAGUGAGUGGUAAACUCACACAGUGAGGAUGGGGUGUAUGUAAAUGCUGCAGAACAAAAACACCCAAGUUCAAAGAGUUGGUUAAAACUGUGGUGUAUUUGUUCCAUGUUUCUACAUGCAAAAAAGGUACAGGCCAAUCUUCAUGAGAUCUUAUUGAAUGGUACAAAGAACUUUGGAUAUUUAUUUCUUUGUGUCAUUCUGAAUAGAGAUCAAUGGUGAUGUUUUUUUACCUUCUGUUAAAGGAUAAGUUUACUGUGAUGCAACUCCUAAGUUUUGAAAAAUUUUCCUUCUUGUGCCUGCUUGUUUUCCUGAUAUACCAAUUUAAAAAAAUAAAUAAAAAGCAACCAAGAUGCAGGUUAAAACAAAAGUUUAUGAAACAACAUUACAGGUAUGUAGAUAAAAUGCAAAUAUAUUAAGUUGACAGGUGAAAAAUAAAGAUGUAGAAAACUUUCUGUAUUCUUAUGUGGUAGAGUGAAGAGAUCUGCCAUUGUUGCAAUAAUAAAAAGUAGUUACUACCAUC
Messenger RNA from Chelonia mydas (Green sea turtle), 5899 nucleotides. RefSeq names its product CTR9 homolog, Paf1/RNA polymerase II complex component (gene CTR9). The record is from RefSeq and is a predicted model, not a curated record. The transcript is spliced from 25 exons. Gene Ontology annotation, molecular function: RNA polymerase II complex binding. Lineage: Eukaryota; Metazoa; Chordata; Testudines; Cheloniidae. Gene Ontology annotation, biological process: regulation of DNA-templated transcription. Gene Ontology annotation, cellular component: Cdc73/Paf1 complex. Bases 1594 to 5124 code for a protein of 1176 amino acids.